AUGCACGUCCGAGCGGAAGGCAUAGGAAACGAUGGCUACAGAGCUCUCCGAAAGCACAACAGUCUCCUAGCAGCUGCACGCGGAGGCCGAAAAGAAGAAACCGAGCGCCUGCUGAACGAAGGGGCAGAUUUGAACUAUAGGGACAUUUCCUGGGGACGGUCUCCUCUUUCCCUAGCCGCCGAAUAUGGCCACCACGAGAUCGUUCGACUUAUUUUGGCAAGGGGAGUAAAUCCAAACUCUCAAGAUAUCUGCGGCACCGAGCCGAGCCAGGAUAACAGUGGGCGAACACCGUUGAUUUGGGCAGCCAUUCGCGGCCGCAAAGAGUCGGGCAAAGUUCUGCUAGAUCACGGCGCAGAUCCAACCCUCGGCGAGCGAGAUGGCCGUACACCGCUGUCCUGGGCUGCAGAGUAUGGGCGGCAGGACAUCGUUAAGCUAUUACUCGAGAAGGGCGUAGCGGUCGACACUCCAGACUGCUUUCGCCGACAAACUCCUCUUUCGUGGGCUGCUAUGAACGGGCAUAUGUUCAUCGUGAUGUUGCUGGUGGAACACGGUGCGAAUCCGAACCUGACAGACAAGAACAAACGGUCAGCACUGUCAUGGGCAGCUGCAACGGGCCAAACAACGAUCGUGCAGCUUCUGCUCAGCCAGAAAGACGCAGAUAUCAAUCAGCAAGGUGGUGCCGGGAGGACGCCGCUUAGCUGGGCUGCUGCAAAUGGUCACAGAAGCGUUGCUGAGUUGUUGCUUGAGAACGGAGCGGAUGCGAACCUGGCGGAUUACAAAGGUCGAAGUCCGCUGUCGUGGGCGGCAGAGCGUCGUCAGCAUAACUUGGUUGACCUGCUACUCAAGAAUGGGGCUGGCAUUGCGGCGAAGAGUCAAUGA
Messenger RNA from Penicillium argentinense, 879 nucleotides. Its product is annotated as ankyrin repeat domain-containing protein. Lineage: Eukaryota; Fungi; Ascomycota; Eurotiomycetes; Eurotiales; Aspergillaceae. The record is from RefSeq and is a predicted model, not a curated record. Gene Ontology annotation, molecular function: protein binding. The coding region runs from base 1 to 879 and encodes 292 amino acids. The transcript has a single exon.